This is a messenger RNA of Penicillium canescens, 1005 nucleotides long. RefSeq names its product mediator complex subunit MED6 (gene med6). Gene Ontology annotation, cellular component: mediator complex; core mediator complex. The record is from RefSeq and is a predicted model, not a curated record. Bases 1 to 1005 code for a protein of 334 amino acids. The transcript has 3 exons. Gene Ontology annotation, biological process: regulation of transcription by RNA polymerase II. Gene Ontology annotation, molecular function: transcription coactivator activity. NCBI's taxonomy places the organism in Eukaryota, Fungi, Ascomycota, Eurotiomycetes, Eurotiales, Aspergillaceae.
AUGGCGACCCAAGGCGCCCCAAUGGAGGAGAUAAUGUGGCGGUCUCCCCCGCACGUCCAGAUGAUGGGAGGAUUCCUCCAUUCGAACAACAUUCUCUUCUACUUUGCCGAAUCCCCUUUCUUUGACGCGACCUCCAACAAUGCCUCCCUCGCCAUCCAGGCCAACUACAACGAGGCCUUCCGCCAUUUCGUCGAAACGCGCGAAGCUUUCGAAGGCCGAUUGAAGACCAUGCAGGGUCUGGAGUUUGUCGUCUCCUAUGACCCCCUUCAAGCAGCGGCACAGACAGAUACCAGUUUUGCCCACGAACCAUCCAACAUCUGGGUAAUCCGGAAACAGAACCGGCGAAAGAGGAGUGGAUUUGAAGAUGAAGUGUCCGUCAUAUCGACGUUCUUUGUUGUGGGCGACGCAAUCUACAUGGCUCCUUCAGUUGCCAGUGUUGUCGGAAACCGAAUUCUAUCAGCCGUUACAUCACUAUCACGAUUUAUGAAAACCGCCUCAACAUUGCCGACCUUCACCCCCUCCUACGGCCACACAUACAUGCCACCAGGAGUCCGCAGCAAAGAACCAAACCAACAAUCCUCCCAACAAAGCAAAGAAUCAACACCAAUGCCCGACGCACUCAGCGACACACAAUCAAUAUCAAAAACAAACCUAGGCGUUUCAGCCAUCAGCUCAAACUACCAAGACACCCGCAGCCUAGCGGAAUCAUUCAGCCUGCUAGCACGCUACGGCGACGAAUUCAUGGACGAGAACCCCCUCGCCGGUGAACCAGGCUCGUUCAUCUUAUCACGAACGGGCGGCGAGGGCGGCGGUGCUGGUAAGCAGGCCGCGCCUAAAGCCGGCGCAGGUCCUUCGUCGUUGAGUGUUCCUGCUUCUGGUCCGCCUGGGCGGGCGACUACACCACAGGUUCGUGUUGAGACGCCGAAGGGGUCUGAUAAGGGUGCUUCGCCGCCUAGUUCUGGUGGAGAUCGGGGGAAGAGGAAGAAGAGUCGGAAUGUGGUUUGA